This is a messenger RNA of Xenia sp. Carnegie-2017, 1359 nucleotides long. RefSeq names its product nephrocystin-3-like. The annotation marks the transcript as partial. The transcript is spliced from 2 exons. Gene Ontology annotation, molecular function: kinesin binding. The record is from RefSeq and is a predicted model, not a curated record. Gene Ontology annotation, biological process: microtubule-based movement. NCBI's taxonomy places the organism in Eukaryota, Metazoa, Cnidaria, Anthozoa, Malacalcyonacea, Xeniidae. Gene Ontology annotation, cellular component: kinesin complex; cytoplasm; membrane-bounded organelle.
AUGAUGCUAAGAUAUCAAACAAACACGAGCGGCGAAUAUGCCAAAGCCAAAGAGUGUUUUAAAAAAGCGUUGGAAAUUCAACAAAAAUCACUUGGUCCUGAACAUGUUGAUGUAGCUACGACUUUAAACAAACUUGGUAGAGUAUAUUAUGAGACCAUCAAAUAUGACAAAGCCAAAGACUGUUAUAAAAAAGCGUUAGAAAUUCGAAAAAAAUCACUAGGUCGUGAACAUGUUGAAGUAGCUACGACUUUAAACAAUCUUGGUAGGGUGUAUUAUGAGACCAACAAAUAUGCAAAAGCCAAAGAGUGUUAUGAAAAAGCGUUGGAAAGUCAACAAAAAUCACUUGGUCCUGAACAUGUUGAAGUGGCUACGACUUUAAACAAACUUAGUAGGUUGUAUUAUGAGACCAAAAAAUAUGACAAAGCCAAAGAGUGUUAUGAAAAAGUGCUAGAAAUUCAACAAAAAUCACUUGGUCCUGAACAUGUUGAUGUAGCUAUGACUUUAAACGAUCUUGGUGGGGCGUAUUAUGAGACCAACAAAUAUGACAAAGCCAAAGAGUGUUAUGAAAAAACGUUAGAAAUUCAAAAAAAACUACUAGGUCCUAAACAUGUUGAAGUAGCUAUGACUUUAAACAAUCUUGGUAGGGUGUAUUAUGAGACCAACAAAUAUGACAAUGCCAAAGAGUGUUAUGAAAAAGUGUUAGAAAUUAAACAAAAAUCACUUGGUCCUGAACAUGUUGAUGUAGCUAUGACUUUAAACGAUCUUGGUGGGGCGUAUUAUGAGACCAACAAAUAUGACAAAGCAAAAGAGUGUUAUGAAAAAGCGCUGGAAAUACGACAAAAAUCACUUGGUCCUGAACAUGUUGAUGUAGCUACGACUUUAAACUAUCUUGGUUAUUUAAAUCUUUGUACUAAGGAAUAUGACAAAGCAGAAGAAUUUCACAAUAAAGCCUUGGAAAUUCAACAAAAAUCACUUGGUCCUGAACAUGUUGAUGUAGCUAAGACAUCUAACAAACUUGGUAGGGUGUAUUAUGAGACCAACAUAUAUGACAAAGCCGAAAAGUGUUAUGAAAAAGCGUUAGAAAUUCAACAAAAAUCACUUGGUCCUGAACAUGUUGAUGUAGCUACGACUUUAAACCAUAUUGGUUCUUUAAAUCUUUGUACUAAGGAAUAUGACAAAGCAAAAGAAUUAUUUGAAAAAGCGCUGGAAAUUCGACAAAAAUUACUAGGUCCUGAACAUGUUGAAGUAGCUACGACUUUCAACUAUCUUGGUGAGAUGUAUUAUUACACUAAAGAAUAUGAAAAAGCCAAGGAAUUUUACGAAAAAGCAUUGGAAACUCAACAAAAAUCACUUGGUCCU